This is a messenger RNA of Prunus armeniaca (apricot), 1740 nucleotides long. The record is from the annotation of a GenBank genome assembly. Lineage: Eukaryota; Viridiplantae; Streptophyta; Magnoliopsida; Rosales; Rosaceae.
AUGCUUGUUUGUUUGUGUGUCUUGUUUAGUGUUGAUCAUGAUGAAGCUGGAGGGCACAGAUCAAUUGGACAAUGGCCAACAACAAAGGAGAUUCUUGGUCCACAUGAUGAGCAGCCAGCAACGACGUUCCUCCGAAAGUGGGAUAUAGUAUUUACGAUAUCAUGUGUAUUUGCUGUCUUCCUUGAUCCUGUAUACCUUUACGUUUCUGUCGUAGAUGGGGCCCGUGCGUGCUACCAUGUGGACCUAUACUUGUUGUGCUCAAUUGUGGGCUUACGAUCCGCCCUAGAUCUCUUUUAUGUAAUGGACAUUGCCAUAUUUUGUGGUCGGCGAAUUCGUAGCAAGCCUAAUGCUAAGACAUCAUUUAAGGCAAGAACCAUCCUAGUGCUAAGGCAAUUUGUUUCAGCUCGUGGUUUUCGUGCUUAUCCCAUUCUACAGCUAUCACCAUCCUCUGUUCCACUAUAUGUGCUUUUUCUUCCGGCCCAAUAUACACUACGGAUUCAUCACACAUACAAGCUUCUCAAGCGGUGUACUGACAUAGAAACUAAAAUAGGAAGAUGGCUUAAUGCUAUAUUGGAUUUUCUUCCCUUCAUCCUUGCUGCUCAUCUAUACGGAGCCUUGUGGUACCGUCUUUCUCUUCAACGAGAGGUAGAUUGUUGGGGGCAUGCCUGUCACGAUAAAAGGGUGGGAUGUGAUCUCCCUCAAACAGGUUAUGAUUUCUACUGUGAUACUGAGAUUUACUUCCCCAAUUUGCAUCUCAAUAUCACGCAUAUAAAGGCAUCAUGCCCUAUAAAUCCACCAGAUGCAACUAUCUUCGAUUUUGGUAUAUUUCUCUACGCUCUUCAGUCUAACAUGACCAGGUCAACGUCUAUUCCACGAAACAUGUUUCAAAGUUUCUGGUGGGGAUUGCGCAAUCUGAGUUCUUUUGGUUCAAACCUCCAGACUAGUCUCUAUUGGGUGGAAAUCCUUUUUACGAUUUUGGUAUCUAUAAGUGGAAUAGUGCUAUUUUUAAUAUAUCUCAAUACAAGGAUACAGAUGUCACGACAAAGAUCAAGUCAGCAUAAAUUGAGACGAAAGAUGCAGAUGAUGAAUCCAUCUAUAGAUUUAUGGUUGUCUAAAAACGCCCCUUAUGAUAAGAAUUUGAAGAUGGUCAUCAUGAAAAACUUAAACCGAAAAGUUGAAGAAAACAAAGAAGUUGAUGUGGAGAAUAUUCUCUCUCUUGUUCCUCUUAUAUACCGAAGACGUAUUAUGUGGCUUCUCAGUUUGAAUUUACUACAAAAAGUCCCAAUGCUGGAAAAUAUGAAUGAAAACGUGUUGAAAGCAAUCUGUGAGCAUCUUCAGUUGGUGAAGUAUAGCGAAGACAAGUAUAUUUUUCGAGAGGGAGAACCACUUGAUAAGAUGCUCUUCAUCACCCAAGGUACGGCAUGGUCAUACCCAACCAAUGCAAGUGGUUCCUCAGCGUCAGCGAUCAAGUGUCUUGUGAAAGGUGACUUCUACGGAGAAGAGCUUCUAAAUUGGGCAUCAAAAUUGAGCUCUUUUUCUGAAUUUCCCAACUCAACCAGAAUUGUCAAGGCCCAUACGAAAGUUGAAGCAUUUGCCAUCAGAGCCAACAACUUGAACAUUGUUGUCUCCAGAUUUUGGUGGCAUUUUAAGAACAGGCUCGGUCAUAUAGAGGAGGUGGAGCAUCUGCUAGCUUGUAGGAUGCAAGCAAAUUGGCGCCGUCGUCAUGCAAGGCCUGUCUAG